AUGACGGAGGCGUUAAUAGCUGCAUGGAAUACCACUUCGCCGGUUAUCGUCUCGAACCUGCUGCAGGAUACCUAUUUGUUCAAGUUUGAACACCAGUUGGACGUCUACAAUGUGCUUCAGGAAGCACCGUGGUCAGUUGCGGGGAAUCUUAUCGUUCUGGAGCGCUGGAGGGCAACUAUGGAUUGGACUUUCUCCUCUACUGAGAUGUGGCUGCAACUUCACGACAUACCAGAGGAGCUACAUGAUCCUGAUCUCAUUACAAGGCUGGCACAUAAGCUCGGAGAAGUGUCAAGAGUACAGUAUAUUAAUGGAGUUCGCGGUGGACAGAGGCUGAAGUUCUAUAGGGUCCACACUAGAGUUGAUGUCACUAAGCCUCUCAGGCGAUCUCUGAAAAUUAAAAGAAGAAGUGGAGUGGACCAAGCUGCAGAGAUCAAGUACGAGAGAUUACCGCUGUUCUGUUACUACUGCGGAUAUUUGGGACACGAUGAACAAAGGUGCAGGGUUCUGUUUGAAGACGAAACGAGUCAUCGCGCAUCUCAUCACUGUGAUCCAGUUGUUCCUUGUUCGGAGUUCUUGCGCCGGCGAUUUAUGCCAUAUCUACGGUGCCCCGCUCCAGGUGCUCGCCUGGUAGAGCAUGCCAUGACUAUCUUCCCAAAGGCCUCACCCCCUCAGACGACUCCCCGGCAAAGCUAG
Molecule: messenger RNA, 693 nt
Organism: Telopea speciosissima
Lineage: Eukaryota; Viridiplantae; Streptophyta; Magnoliopsida; Proteales; Proteaceae
Exons: 1
Coding region: 1-693 (230 amino acids)
Source: RefSeq, a predicted model, not a curated record